Messenger RNA from Schistosoma rodhaini, 3070 nucleotides. The record is from the annotation of a GenBank genome assembly. Lineage: Eukaryota; Metazoa; Platyhelminthes; Trematoda; Strigeidida; Schistosomatidae.
UACAAAUGACUGAAAGAUGUGUAUGUAUGUACCUUCAUAUGUUGAAUGAUGAUAACUGAUUUGUUGUUGACUCUUCAACAUCUGUGUAUACCAGUCAUGUUUGAGAACUGUUUAAUUAUUUAGAAGGCACUCCGCUUUUGAACACAGAAGAAUCUAAUAGAAACGUUAAAGAGUUUAAUAAUCAUAUAAAUAUAUACAAAACUUAAAAGUCUUCAUUUCCAAGUCAUAUAUUUUGUUGCUAACCGUUAAACUGUAAAUUGUUAUAGAGUUAUUUUUAGAUUGUCAUAAUACUAUGCAACUAUAUUUAACACUUUGCACACCUCUCAUCAUCAUUACUAAUGAUAACAUAUCUUUGUUUUUUCUUCUUUUGUAUGUAAAGUAGGCUACAAUUUAACUGAAUCCUAAAUAACUGAUGAUUUUUGAAAGUGAAGACAACUGGAAUGCAAAAAGCAAUAAUACAUCAAGAAAACAUUCAAUUUCAAUUUUAUCACCUACAACAUCUUCAAUUGAGUCAAUAGGGAAUAAUCCAAACAAUAAUAUUAGUAGCAGUACUAUUAAUAGAAUGACAAAUCAUUCAAAAUUUGACAAUUUAUCAUCUGAAUAUAAUCUAAGUCACAAUAGAUGGUCACCAGAACAUUUUAAUAAUAAUAAUAAUAAUAAUAAUAACAAAGCAAGUAAUUCAAAUCGAAAUACACCUAAUAAAUAUCUCACAAUUAAUCCAUAUUACAACAUGGAGGAUUCCAAUGCAUCUUCUUUGAAUGAGACAAAAAUCCAAAUUUUUAAAUCGAUCGAUAAUGAUGGUGUUGGUAGUGGUUUUACUAGUUGUACCAGUGGUAAUAUAAGUCAAAUUGGAGUUAUUUCAACUAACAUUACUAAUGAUAAUAAUAAUAAUGCUAUUGCUAAUUCAGUUACCAAUAAUACAAGCAAUAGUAAUAAUAACAAUUUUGAUAUAGAUUGUUUUCAUUAUCCAUUGCGUGAAGCGAUGAAUCAAGAUCUAAUUGAUUUACUACGAUCACAAAUAUCGAAAUUAUUAGAAGAAAAUGAAAAGCUUGUAUCAAGAAUUGACGAUUAUCGACAAAAGAUAGCAUUUAUCGAACGCGAAAAACGAGAAGCAGCAGUAGAUCCAUCCAAUGAACUUUUAACGUUACAAACGGAAUUAGGUGAAGCACGAAUGAGAGAAGCAGAACUGACCAUUUCAUUUGAAGAAUUACAGCACCGUAUUACAGCUAUAGAUCGGCUUAUAGAAACUGAUCCGGAAAUGGAGAACUUUUUUAAUGCUGUUACCAUAUCACCAACAAGUUUAUCUUUGAAGAAACAAUCUCAGAUAGUUAAUUCAAGUCAGAACAGUUCACCUGCAAAAUAUGCCAAUUAUCAAUCGACACAAAACAAUUUAUCUGAUAUGGAAGAUCAGCGAAUAUUACACGAAAUUCGUUCAUCUCCAUUUUCAACUGAAGAAAACAAUUCUCAAAAGUUAGCUUCACCAUCUAUCAAUAAGUCUAUGUACAGCCGUGUAUCCAACAGUAGUAAUAAUAAUAACAGUUACACUAGUCGAAUUUAUUCUCGUCUUCAAAAUGAACAAUACAAUAAUAAUUUUAAUAAUGAUAUUGAUAGUGAAUUUCCUCGAGGUAUUCAACAAUCAGGAUUGGAUUCACCACAAAGUGAUAGUGGUUGUAGUCUGGCUAGUCAUACAACAUCUGAUGGUAAAGAUGGAAAAGAUGUAACAAAUGCUUUUGGUCGAGUAACAGCUGGUGUAGAGAAUUAUGAUAAUUCUAAUAAUCGUUUAAAUGUUAGACGAUUAACUCAACCUCAUUAUAACUUUCAAAUUGAAGCAAACAAUAAAACGAUAUCUCCUUCUCGUCGAGACAGAAGUCGUGGUGGUGAUGAAGAUGAAGAUUUUGACUCAGAGUCAAAAAAUAAUCGUCCAAAAGGAUUUGUUUCAUUAUUACGUAGAAGUCGUAGUAGUGCCGCUGAUCAUGUUAUGAUGAAUGGAUUUCGAAGUGAACUUAACUCUCCUUGUUCAAAUGACACAAUUAAUCAUAAUCGAGCAUCCAUAGAUACUCCAACACCGACGGAAUCAGGUGCUUCGGGACCAGAACAAUAUGAGAUAUGUGGGAAUGAGAGAAAACCAGGUGAUCGUUUAAGUCGAUUGAGAGCUUCUCUGAGACAGUCAUUUGGAUGGCCUUUAUCAAAACCAGAUUUUCGAAUGGAAGCCUUUGCAGCUAGGCAAGGUGAAGCUAGAGCUUUGCUAAAACUCAGAGAAACCAGAAUGGAUGUUCUUAGAGUGCAAUCCAGAUGUCAAACAUUACAACGUCACAUUGAUCGUCUGGAAGCUAUCAAUUCAUUUCGUAUGUCUGAACUUGAGGAUGCUGUAGCUAAUGAUCGUGAACUUCGUCAAGAAAUUAGAAAUUUACAAACUCGAAUCUUUCAAUUAGAAGCUGAGCAUCGAGAGUUUAAAGUUGGUCAACGAAUUAAAGAAAUGGAAUUAAUGAGUAAAUUAGCAGAAUCCAAUAUGCGUCUAUCUCAUGCGGAAAUGUCUAAUCAACAAGCGAUCGUCUGGUCUCAAUUGAAUAAAGCACAUGAAGCGGCAGUUGAUUUAUUGACACCAGCACAUUCUCAAACAUCUUUAAUAUCACCUUGUAUGUUAACAAUGGAAUCACCAUCUACUUCACGAUAUACCAUAGCAAAUAAUAAUAAUAAUAAUAGUACUAAUAAUAAUAAUAACAACACUGGUUGUAAAGAGGAUGGUAUGGACAUUUGUCGAAGUAAAAAUAAUUUUCCAUCAAUUUCAAGAUAUGGUGAUUUAAGAAGAGAUGUAAGCGGACGGAAAACAGAUUUAAGCAAAACAACUAUAUUCACAGAGUUUACCGAUGGACAACAUAAUACAAAUUAUGAUAGUAUAAAUGAUAGACGAUUAAUGAGAUCAGAAUCAAAUUCUUCUUCAACUCAACGAAAUCAUCAUCGUCAACAUUCAUCUAAUAGCCGACAUGAUAAAUCGAUUGACUCAUUAUCAGAAUUAUGUUUAAUGCCAGAAAUUAGCAUUAUAGGAAAAUCUUCAGAUGUAAAUCGAUAA